Symbiodinium sp. CCMP2456 is the source of this 2457-nucleotide messenger RNA. The record is from the annotation of a GenBank genome assembly. NCBI's taxonomy places the organism in Eukaryota, Dinophyceae, Suessiales, Symbiodiniaceae.
AUGGCGAUCCCUUCUGGUUCGCGCUCCGUGCGACGGAGGUCUUUGACCUUCGUGCUUGCACUCGCCCUCGUGUGGCUUGCCAUCGCACUGCGCUGCACAGAAUCCUCACAAUCGUUCGUGAGUCCAUAUCAUGGCCAAGCCGGUUUGCCCCUGCGCAGCCGCGUCCGCAUGGCCACCGCCACAGGCUUCAAAGAGGACGAGGAUGAAGAUCAGAGUGGCAAGCAGAGUGAUGACUACCCAGAGUUGUCGGCUGAGGCAUUGGGCCGUGAGCCUGGUACUUGCGAUCCCUUUGAUCCCAAGAGUGCCGAGUACUGUUCUCCAACUGAGCCAGAGUCCUCACCACUGAUUUCGAAGCGAACGCUCAAGCUGGGAGCCCUCUUUGUGCUCUGGUAUGCACUCAACAUCGGCUACAACAUUGGUAACAAACUCGUCCUUACGGCUCUUCCGACUCCAUGGUCUUCCGCAACUUGGGAGCUGUUCUUUGGGCUGCCGUACGUCGGCUUCCUUUGGUUGACCGGGCUCCGAAAGAGGCCGGAACUGACCUGGAGCGGUCUCAAGCUCCUCAUACCGCCGGCUUUCUUCCUGGCAUGCACCCAUGUCUUCGGUGUCAUCUCAUUCGGGGCUGGUGCAAUUUCCUUUACGCAUGUAUGCAAGGCCACAGAACCGGUGUGGACAGCAUUGAUCUCAGCCUUAUUCUUCCGCGAGUUCCUGCCAGUGCCUGUCUACCUGAGCCUCAUCCCGAUCAUCUUCGGAGUUUCACUGGCAUCCGCCCAUGAGCUCUCCUUUACCUGGAUCAGCUUCAUCGCCGCCACUGGCAGCGCGGUGACCUCUGCCAGCAAAGCCAUCCUUGGAAAGAAGGUGUUGGAUGGAAAGUCCUUAGGAAAGAACCUCACGCCGGGUAACAUGUUUGCCGUCCUCACUAUCCUGGGUUGCUUCAUGAUUCUUCCAGCCUCCAUGCUCAUCGAGGGACCCUCGAAAUUCACAGCUGCCUGGGCCCAUGCGCGGGCAACGGGUUACACGGCUCAGAGGCUUUGGAUCCUGCUCUCCGUUUCCGGCUUCCUCUACUACACCUACAAUGAGGUGGCUUUUUUGGCCUUGAAGGAGGUUGCCCCGGUCACGCAUGCUGUGACCAACACGGUUAAGCGAGUCGUCAUCAUCAUCGCCUCAGUCAUCGUUUUCAGAAACCCUAUAUCACCGCUCGGAGCUCUUGGUUCCAGCCUGGCCAUCAUCGGCGCGCACGACAUCAUGUCGCAGCCCACCGCCCUCGCCAUCGACGCCAUGGAGCGUGGUGAGCGGGGUAAGGGGCGAGGUGCUCGCGGAAGUGGGAGGGGCGGCUCAAAGAGCUCCGGCGACGGGAGCUGGACAUGGGGCGCCGUCAGUGCCCUCUCCCGAGGCUCUACCUCUGCCCACUGGGGCCACGACACCAGGCACGUCCUGAAAUCUGAUUCCGCCUUGAAGUCGCGCCGCGGUGGCAAAGGCAAGGGCGAGGGCAAGGGCAAGUAUGGCAAGGAGUGGCGGCCCCGAGGAAAGCCCGCAGUUGUGCGGGUGGAUGCCGAUGCCAUCGGCCGGCAUUGCGAGAUCACUGGUGCCCACGGAUCCUCGAUACAAGCCAUGGCCAUGAGCGAGCAGGGGAUCUACACUGUCAGCCAGGACAAAACGAUGAAACGUUGGAAGCCAAAGAUGAGCUCCCCGGGCAAGUACGAACUCGAGGCUGAGCUGCAGGUGAAGCUCAAGGAGUCCGCCACAUCGUUACUCUUCAGCGGCGGCUGGCUCUUUUGUGGCCUUUGGGAUGGGCAGGUACAGGCUUUCGCCCAGGAUGGCACAGAAGCGAUCCUCCAAGGCCACUCCAAGCGGGUCACAACUCUGGCUGUACAUCAGGGUGUGCUCAUGUCGGGAAGUUACGAUCGAGAAGUACGGCUGUGGCAAAUGGACCCAGCGACCAAGAAGUUCAAUUGCACCCACACGCUCGAAGAGAGCUUGCCUGGUUCCAUCAGCAAACUCCACGUGCUUGGAAGCUUCCUUUUCGUCGGAGGUCAAUAUGGCCUGGCGAUGCUGGACUUGGCCACGCUGAAGGUCACAAAGCUCUUGCCACCCACAAAGGCAGUCGUGGACAUGCUGGAGUUUCAAGGCCACAUCAUCGUGGCUUAUGCAGAAGGCAACUUGAAGAUCUUCGAUGGCGAGGGGAACUUGAAGUCUGAGACAGCCGCACUGGAAGCGGGACCCAUCCUGCGCCUCGCAGGUUUGGAGUCCGGGCCACGCGUGCUGUGCGCCCAUGCUCGUGGACAGGUCAGCACCAUCGUGUUGCCAACCUUUGAGUUCAAGACAGAGUUCCAAGCUUUGCCAGGUCAGAAGAUUGACAGUCUACUUUGCGCCGGGCAUGACGGGAUUUUCCUCAUCGGCUCUCAGGAUGGCACCUUGCAGCUGUGGCAGCGAGUGGAAGGUGGACUGCCAGGUUGA